Molecule: messenger RNA, 210 nt
Organism: Penicillium vulpinum
Lineage: Eukaryota; Fungi; Ascomycota; Eurotiomycetes; Eurotiales; Aspergillaceae
Product: Cytochrome P450
Exons: 1
Coding region: 1-210 (69 amino acids)
Source: RefSeq, a predicted model, not a curated record
AUGACAUCCGUUCUUACGGGCUAUAAUCUGCAUAUUGCCGAGAAGAAGCAGAUUCAGAAGAAACUCCAACGAGAAAUCGAUGACCACAAGGAUUAUCUAGACGACUAUAUCAAGCAUCUGGAUACUUUCAUGCACUGGUGUUGCUUUGAAUUAAUCUGGCUAGAGCCAAUUCCCGGUAAGCCUUCUCCUUCGCCCAUUCCUAACUACUAG